AAAGAGUUUGCUCCCAGCAUUGGUUACUGAAAUAGAAGAUGAAGAACCACAUGCAAUACUGCCGUCUCAUUUACUUCCUUUCCUAAAUAAUCUGGAACAGUUGAAGUUGCGGAGAUGUGAUUCUGUUGAAACAAUAUUUGGUGUGAAAGACGGAACAACACAGGAUUCAAACAUAACUGUUCCCUUGAAGGAAUUGAUUUUGGAGCAGCUUCCAACUCUCAGGCAUGUCUGGAACAGGGAUCCUAAAGGAAGUCUCAGUUUUCCAUUUCUAAACAAACUUAUUGUUGAGGGAUGUAAAAGCAUAAAGAGUUUGCUCCCAGGAUCAGUUACUGAAAGAGAAGAUGAAGAACCACAUGCAAUGCUGCCAUCUCAUUUACUUCCUUUCCUAAGUAAUCUGGAACAGUUGAAGUUACAGAGAUGCGAUUCUAUUGAGACAAUAUUUGGUGUGAAAGACAGAUCAACACAGGAUUCAAGCAUAAUUGUUCCCUUGAAGGAAUUGUUUUUGGAGCAGCUUCCAACUAUGAGGCACGUUUGGAGCGAUGAUCCUAAAGGAUGUUUCAGCUUUCCAAAUCUACAGGAAGUUACUGCCAAUGAAUGUAAAAGCAUAAAAAGUUUGUUCCCGGCAUCAGUUUCAGCAGGUAAUCUACAAAAGUUAGAAGUGAGAAGUUGUGUGGAGCUAGUAGAAAUUGUUCUGGCAAAUAAUGAAGCAACAAAGGAAGAAAACAAAGAGUUUACUAUGUUCACAAAGUUAACCUCUUUGACACUCUCUGAUUUGCCAAAGCUGAGGUGCAUUUGUUCCGAGAUGCAAAUGCUAGAUUCAUCGGAGAUGGAAGGCUGUGAAUCUUCAUUUAAUGCAUUACUACCAUCUCAUUUAAUUCCUUACUUAGGAAACUUGGAGGAGUUGGUUGUCAAGAAAUUUGAUUCCAUCGAGGCAAUAUUUGAUGUGAAAGAUACAUCAACACAUGAUUUAAACAUGAUUGUUAUUCCCUUGAAGAAAUUGAAUUUGGAGCAGCUUCCAACUCUGAAGCAUGUUUGGAACAAGGAUCCUAAAGGAUGUCUCAGCCUUAAAUUGGAAGAAGUUACUCUCAAUGAAUGUAAAAGCAUAAAAUGUUUGAUUCCAGCAUCAGUUGCCAAAGAUAAUCUACGAAAAUUGGAAGUGAAGAAUUGUGUGGAGUUAGUGGAAAUUGUUGCAGUAGAUGAAGCAGCUACAAAAGAAGCAAGUAUAGAUCUUGCAAUGUUCCCUAAGUUAACCUCGUUGGUGCUAUGUGAUUUGCCAAAACUUAGGUGCAUAUCUUCUGCAAUCAGUGCAAUGCAAAUUCUAGAGUGGCCACUGUUAGAAAAUUUAAAUGUUUAUCACUGUGAAAAUCUGAAGAUAUUUGCAGAAAACUUCCAAAACUCUCCAUGUUCUUAUCCAGAGGAUCAAGAUAUCAUAGCAAUAGAAAAUCAUGGUGUCCUUUCAACUGGAAAGGUUACCCCCCACUUGGUGAAACUGUCCUUGAGUAAGGAAGACGUCAUUAUGAUCGAGCAAGAACUACUUCAUGUGGACCUCCAAAAAAUAAAAACCCUCACUUUGCAGAGUUUUAAUGAUGAUUCAGAUACAUUUCCAAAUGAUUUCUUUACAAAGGUGCCACUACCAAAUAUAAAAAAGCUACGCCUGAUAGAGAGUGCUUUUGAAGCGUUAUUCCACUCGCAAAGGCCUGAGCUAGAACAACAUACCAAAAUCCUUUCACAGCUUAAAAAAUUGGAGCUUAAAAAUCUAUACAAGCUCAAAUCCAUAGGGUUGGAGCACAGUUGGGUGGCCCCACUUCUUGAAAAUCUCAAGGUCUUGAAAGUCUUGGAAUGCAGUUGUUUGACAAACUUAGCACCAUCUACCGUACAAUCUUUCUCCCAUCUGACUGAACUGCAUGUAGAGGGUUGUGCAAGAUUGGAAUAUUUGUUCACAUCCUUAACUGCCAAAGGUUUGGUUGCGUUGGACGAGAUAUCUGUUUCCAACUGUGAAUCAUUGAAAACCAUAGUGGCGCAUGAAGAGAGUGAUAAAUCAGAUGACCAUCUGACAUUUCCGGAACUCUGGAACCUGUCUCUCAGCAAGUUACCAAGACUUGGAAGCUUCUACACAGGGAACUCAACUUUAAAGUUCCGGUGGUUGAUGAAUGUUACGAUCACCGAGUGCAAGUGCAUGGAAACUUUCUCUCACGGUAAUCUGGUAGCACACAAGCUACGAACUGUGGAUAUAGAUGAAGAGCAUUGGUCCAAAGUUGAUCUGAAUACUUUGAUCCAGCAACAGUUUGAGAAAGGAAAGGAAGCAACCUUAAGUUAGCACAAUCAAAAUCUCACCCACACGACUUAUACGUUGUAUGGGACUCCAAAUGCAGCAAGAACAAAAGUGGAUCACAUCAUGACAACAACUGUUCAAAUAAUAAAGUGGUUGUUUCUUUAUUGUUGAAAUGUGGUGUGCAUGAAAAAAGUUCCCUGUAAUCUUACAGAGAAGAAGUGUGAAUGGCUUUUAAGUGACAUGAAAGUAUUAUUAUUUUGUAUUUUCGUACAUGAUGUGAGGUGUGUGUAUUAUUUUGAAGUUAUUGAAACUGUACUUGUAGAAAAUAAAAGUGACCUCAAAUUUUAGAGGAGUAUGGUUUGUGUAGAAGUUGUGAGAGAUUGUUCUAAGAACAGAGUUGACAAUGGCAUAUAUGUUUAAACUUCGAUAAAGAUGAUUUGUAUGUUUAGAGAAGAGAUAAGACAUAUGUAGUUGUUUCUUUGCUUAGGCUCCCCUAUCAUGCUUCCGAGGUUUGCAUUAUGGUUUUGA
Messenger RNA from Arachis stenosperma, 2800 nucleotides. RefSeq lists its product as uncharacterized. NCBI's taxonomy places the organism in Eukaryota, Viridiplantae, Streptophyta, Magnoliopsida, Fabales, Fabaceae. The transcript has 3 exons. The coding region runs from base 359 to 2317 and encodes 652 amino acids. The record is from RefSeq and is a predicted model, not a curated record.